UUGGUUUGUAUUCGACAGCUGACUUAUAUAAAUUACAAACAGAAUUUUGAAACCACAUUGGGCAGAGAAAUGCAAGUAGGCCUACUCUGCAUCGUGCUUCUUUUCACAUUCUACUCUCCGGCGCUUUCCUACAGCGGUAUCGGCUUUAGUGCGAGAGAUCCCGGGUUCGCGCCCGACGUGUGCCUGUCGAGGGAUUGCCUCGCCCUGUGUAAUCACCUGCCUGUGUUAACCGAGAUCGCUAGAUUAUUAACCAGCUCCAUAAUAAACUGUUUCUUCCUUUUUCCGGGUUUCAUGCACGCAUUUGUAUAGUACACCGGUGCUUUUUUUAGACACUAAGGUGACCUCCAUCUGCCAUACAGAAGUGUUGGAAUUUGCACGGCUUCAAUUUUCCCUAUCAAUACAAAUACUGCACGAGGUGGCACUAACGCAGUCACACGCUGUUCAAAAGCAUUGCCAGUCACAUUUGAGAAACCUUUCGUCUGAUUGCAGAGCUUCUCUUCUUUCAGUGAAAGAUGUCUCAGGAUAUGAAGGAGAAGCUGGAAAAAUACCGCACAGCUCCCUUUGAUGCCAGGUUCCCAAACCAGAACCAAACCAGGAACUGCUGGCAGAACUACCUGGAUUUUCAUCGCUGCCAGAAGGCUCUGACUACCAAAGGCACUGAUGUUACCCCUUGUGAUUGGUACCUGAGGGUGUACAAAUCAUUGUGCCCUGUAUCCUGGGUGUCUAAGUGGGAUGAGCAAAGAGAGAACGGGACAUUCCCUGGAAAAAUCUAACACCAAUUCACUACAUCUGCAUCCCAAGAAGGCACCUCUGUGUAAAAUGUGGGGUCGGUCAGUCCUUCCUAAGAAGUUAUCCAAGCUCUUGUGAAACAUGUGUUAUGGAUACUCCGAUAUAUUAAAAUGCACCUUUGAUCUUUAAGGGUUCAGACAAUAAACUCAGGACAUAAAAUGGGUUGUCUUUUUAUUUAGUG
Polyodon spathula (Mississippi paddlefish) is the source of this 970-nucleotide messenger RNA. RefSeq names its product cytochrome c oxidase subunit 6B1-like. Gene Ontology annotation, cellular component: mitochondrion; respiratory chain complex IV. The record is from RefSeq and is a predicted model, not a curated record. Bases 513 to 773 code for a protein of 86 amino acids. NCBI's taxonomy places the organism in Eukaryota, Metazoa, Chordata, Actinopteri, Acipenseriformes, Polyodontidae. The transcript has 4 exons.